AUGGCAUCACGCGCAAUGACCAUGCCGGCCCGCCGCCUGGCUCUCAACCUCUCCAGGCCCACCGUCGCUCGCCGUAGCUUCCAGAGCUCAGCACGCAUGCUCGAGGUACCGGCAGGAGCCAUGCCCGUCCGCAAGCCCGUGGGCGCUUUCCGUGGAGGCAUUCUUGGAUUCCUCUCUGGAGCCGUCUUGAGCGGAGGAGCCCUGUACUACUAUGUCAUUGACGAGUAUCGUGUGUCGAACGAGCUCUUGACCGAGGACAUCUACGCUCUCCAGUCAGCCGUCUCACGCAUAGAAGGCUACGUCAAGUCGCUCGAGGAGAAGGUCCGCAAGUAA
Molecule: messenger RNA, 333 nt
Organism: Aureobasidium pullulans EXF-150
Lineage: Eukaryota; Fungi; Ascomycota; Dothideomycetes; Dothideales; Saccotheciaceae
Exons: 3
Coding region: 1-333 (110 amino acids)
Source: RefSeq, a predicted model, not a curated record